AGAUGUCCUUGCGCUGCCAAUUUUCAAGCAGGAAGAGCCACAGCUGUCUCCUGAGAAUGAUGCCAAGCUGCCACCCUUUCAGUAUGUCCUCUGCACAGCCACGUCACCUGCCGUGAAAUUGCACGAAGAAACCCUGACCUAUCUCAACCAAGGUCAGUCUUAUGAAAUCCGUCUACUUGAGAAUAGGAAAUUGGGAGAGUUUCAAGAUUUAAACACAAAAUAUGUAAAGAGCAUAAUUCGUGUAGUUUUCCAUGAUCGACGCCUGCAGUACACAGAGCAUCAGCAGCUUGAGGGCUGGAGGUGGAGUCGGCCUGGGGACCGCAUCCUUGAUAUAGAUAUUCCGCUGUCAGUCGGUAUCUUGGAUCCCAGGGCUAGCCCAACCCAGUUGAACACUGUUGAAUUUCUCUGGGAUCCAUCAAAGAGAGCCUCAGCAUUCAUUCAGGUACAUUGCAUCAGCACAGAAUUUACUCCACGAAAACAUGGAGGAGAGAAAGGGGUGCCCUUCCGGGUGCAAAUCGACACCUUUAAGCAGAAUGAAAAUGGUGAAUACACAGAACACUUGCAUUCUGCAAGCUGCCAGAUCAAAGUGUUCAAGCCUAAAGGAGCAGACAGAAAGCAGAAGACUGACAGGGAAAAAAUGGAAAAGAAGACCACCCAAGAGAAGGAGAAGUAUCAGCCUUCCUAUGAGACAACUAUUCUCACAGAGUGUUCUCCCUGGCCAGAUGUGCCUUAUCAAAUGAACAAUGCUCCAUCUCCAAGCUACAACAGUUCUCCCAACAGCUUCAACCUUGGAGAUGGCAACAGUUCUCCAACCCACCAAAUGGAGCUCCUGCCUCCCAGCAAUGAUCAUCUCCUUCCUUCUGCUUCUAUUCAAGAUGCCCAGCAGUGGCUUCAUCGUAAUAGGUUCUCUCCAUUCUGUAGACUCUUCUCAAGUUUUUCGGGUGCCGACUUACUGAAGAUGUCCAAAGAUGAUUUUGUUCAAAUCUGUGGGCCUGCUGAUGGAAUUCGGCUCUUCAAUGCAAUCAAAGGAAGAAAUGUAAGGCCCAAGAUGACAAUUUAUGUCUGUCAAGAACCAGAGCAAAACAGGUCCCAUCUCCACCAAAAACGAGAAAAUGGAGAUGGCAGUCUUUGUGUAUAUCAUGCAAUCUUCUUAGAAGAAUUGACCACGCUGGAAUUAAUUGAGAAGAUUGCAAACUUGUACAGCAUUUCUCCACAGCAGAUAAAUCGGAUCUAUCGGCAGGGACCCACAGGGAUCCAUGUAUUGGUGAGCAAUGAGAUGGUGCAAAACUUCCAAGAUGAGUCUUGUUUUGUUAUCAGCACAUUAAAAGCUGAAAGCAAUGAUGGCUACCACAUCAUUUUAAAAUGACCGUGCUGCACAGAAAGACUUUAACAGCCUAAAAUUUAGUGCCUCACUGAGAUUGCUACAACCUAGAUGGAAACAUGAAGAACCUUCUGGAUAAACGCUCCUGUGAACUAAGAAUUACCAAACAGCUUAAGGAAAAACUUGCUUUUACAGAUACACAUUUUUGGUGGUGUGUGAUUUUGGUUUUGGUUUUUUUCCUUUGUUUUUGAAACUGGAGCUGAGAACAUCCUCAAAGCUUGUACAUGUUUCUUCCUCCCUCCCCUCCUCUUCAGUCUUAAAAAAUUGUUGAGGUUUCUGCUUAUUAUGUAGAAAC
Messenger RNA from Acanthisitta chloris (rifleman), 1676 nucleotides. RefSeq names its product transcription factor CP2-like 1 (gene TFCP2L1). The annotation marks the transcript as partial. The transcript is spliced from 14 exons. Gene Ontology annotation, biological process: regulation of transcription by RNA polymerase II. Gene Ontology annotation, cellular component: nucleus. The record is from RefSeq and is a predicted model, not a curated record. Gene Ontology annotation, molecular function: RNA polymerase II cis-regulatory region sequence-specific DNA binding; DNA-binding transcription activator activity, RNA polymerase II-specific. Lineage: Eukaryota; Metazoa; Chordata; Aves; Passeriformes; Acanthisittidae.